UCAUCAAGGUGGAAAAUCCAAUAAGCCUCAUGUGUUUCUACAGAAACAGGGGUCAUAAAAGUUCUCAUGACAGCAUUGUAGGCUGGCAGACUGAACUCCUGGAAGCUGCUGAACCAAGGAUCACCAGUGGAGAGUUCAUAAGCAUGGGUCCAACUGGCCCAACCUGGAGGACUAGCAUCACAGCAGUGAAAGGAAGUAACGACAUGUCACCCUCAUCUUGUAACACCACAAGAUUUACUCUGAAUUUUCUUACCGUCAUCAUUGCCCUGGUUGGGAUGGCAGGAAAUGCCACUGUGCUGUUGCUUCUGGGAUUCCACCUGCGCAAGAAUGCCUUCUCUGUCUACAUCCUCAACCUGGCUGGAGCUGACUUCUUCUUCCUCUGCUUCCAGAGUGUGCACUCCCUGCAGAAUAUCAUUCACAAGUUUAUCCCCAUCUAUAUCCCCAGUUUUUACACUGUCCUGUUCAACUUUGCUUACCUUGCAGGCCUUAGCAUCAUCAGUGCCAUUAGCACUGAGCGCUGCCUGUCUACCUUGUUUCCCAUAUGGUACCGCUGUCGAAGACCAAGAUAUACAUCAGGUGUCAUGUGUGUACUGCUAUGGGCCUUGUCCCUGGUGUUGAGUUUCCUGCAAGGGGAGGCGUGUAUGGCUGUCUUUAAUGGUUUCCUUGGAGGUUGGUGUCGAAAACUAGACUCCAUCAUUUUUUCUUGGUUAAUUGUUUUAUUUGUGGUUCUCUUAGGGUCCAGCCUGACUCUGCUGCUCAGGGUCUUCUGUGGCUCACACAGGAUUCCUUUUACCAAGCUGUAUGUGACCAUUGCUCUCACAGUGCUAGUCUUCCUACUCUUUGGUUUGUCCUAUGGAAUCCACUGGUUCCUCUUAGUUGAGGAAUUUCAGAAUUUUGACAUAAAUUUGCCUUGUAAUACAUAUGAAAUAGCAGUACUCUUAUCUUGUAUUAACAGCUGUGCCAACCCCAUCAUUUAUUUCCUCGUUGGCUCCAUUAGGCACUGCAGAUUCCAGAAGCAGGCUCUGAAGUUGAUUCUGCAGAGAGCCAUGCAGGACACCCCUGAGGAUGGAAAGGGUAGAGAGAGGAUUUCUUCAGGAAAGUCUGCAGAACUGGAAACAGUCUAGUGCAGCAUCUUUGAUCAGACAGAAAUGACUUUGAGAGACAGCUUUGUGUUGUAGAAGUUUUAGGUUAUAUGUAAACAUGGUUUUUAAUCCAAGAUUUUGGAUAUGGGGUCUGCUCCAAUUUGUGCACAGCUCAUAAUUGCCUCCUGAGAGGACACAUGAUCUUCAUCAACUGAGAACCACCUCGUGCAAGGACAUGGUUUUUGUCAGUGAGGAUAAAAGCCAGACCCAGAGAGAGACUGGGGGCUCCAGGAAAUAAGGCUGUUGGUGCUUCCUCCUGCUGAUCCUGGAUGCUGUUGAUGCAGUGUGACAAGAAGUCAGAGAUAUACUGAAACAAAGAUUGGGCUUCCCCAAGGACUCCAACACCCCUUAACAGCAGGAAGUAGCUAAGGAAAACUAUGUCCUUCUUCCCA
Messenger RNA from Acomys russatus (golden spiny mouse), 1534 nucleotides. RefSeq names its product mas-related G-protein coupled receptor member B1-like. NCBI's taxonomy places the organism in Eukaryota, Metazoa, Chordata, Mammalia, Rodentia, Muridae. The transcript has 2 exons. Gene Ontology annotation, cellular component: membrane. Gene Ontology annotation, molecular function: G protein-coupled receptor activity. The record is from RefSeq and is a predicted model, not a curated record. Gene Ontology annotation, biological process: G protein-coupled receptor signaling pathway. The coding region runs from base 30 to 1124 and encodes 364 amino acids.